UCGUCGGAUUUCGAUUUGGGACCUGUGGGCGGAGCGAGAGGAAGAAUGACGGUUCUCUCAGCAGUUCGUGAUCCGGAACUUGUAAAGGAAGCACGGAAGCGGUAAUCCGCGCGCUGGAAGCGUGUUCGCUUUCUCGAACUGAAGAGCCUAAAGACACCAGUGAGGUGAGGAGAGAUGCUCUCCAAAUCCUUGGUUAUGGAAUAUCUGGCUCAUCCUGGUACACUCAGCUUGGCUGCUGGAAUAGCAUGUGGCAUGUGCCUGGGCUGGGGCCUCCGAGUGCGCUUUGGGACGGUCCCCAAAAGCUCAGUGAAUGAGACAGACACAGAGACCAGAACUGAAGCAAGCAUCUUAGGAGAGAGUGGGGAGUACAAAAUGAUUCUUGUGGUUCGAAACGACUUAAAGAUGGGAAAAGGGAAAGUGGCUGCUCAGUGCUCUCAUGCUGCUGUUUCUGCCUACAAGAAAAUUCAAAGGAGAAACCCGGAAUUGCUCAGACAAUGGGAAUACUGUGGCCAGCCCAAAGUGGUGGUCAAAGCCCCUGAUGAAGAAACUCUGGUCGCCUUAUUGACCCACGCAAAGAUGCUGGGACUGACUGUAAGUUUAAUCCAAGAUGCCGGACGUACUCAGAUUGCACCUGGCUCUCAAACUGUCCUAGGAAUCGGGCCAGGACCAGCAGACCUAAUUGACAAAGUCACUGGUCACCUAAAACUUUACUAGGUGGAAUUUUGUAUGAUGAUUGUCCCCCCACAAGUGUCUGAAACUGUCCAAUUUUAAAAAUAAAAGCUGAAUUUCUGUCCCCAA
Artibeus jamaicensis (Jamaican fruit-eating bat) is the source of this 798-nucleotide messenger RNA. RefSeq names its product peptidyl-tRNA hydrolase 2 (gene PTRH2). The record is from RefSeq and is a predicted model, not a curated record. The transcript has 2 exons. Gene Ontology annotation, molecular function: peptidyl-tRNA hydrolase activity. NCBI's taxonomy places the organism in Eukaryota, Metazoa, Chordata, Mammalia, Chiroptera, Phyllostomidae. The coding region runs from base 175 to 714 and encodes 179 amino acids. Gene Ontology annotation, cellular component: cytosol; mitochondrion. Gene Ontology annotation, biological process: positive regulation of anoikis; negative regulation of anoikis.